GAUUGGGAGGAACCAACUACGCGCUCGGACUGUAUUUUUAAUAACUAGCUUUAGUUAGUUGUGUAAAAUUGUUAUAAAGAUAAUUCUUUGGUUUAGGUAUUAAGAACUGUUCCUUUUUUCUAACAGGUGAAGGAUGCCACCAGUCAGGUUUCAGGAAGGAGAGACUGUGAUGGGCCGCUGGCCUGGCAGUAACCUCUACUAUGAGGUUAUGGUGCUGAGCUUUGAUCCCAAAACUCUGCUCUACACUGUCAUCUAUAAAGACGGCACAGAGCUGGAGCUGAAGGAGAAUGAUGUCAAAAGCCUGUCUGGGUUUAGGCAGGGCCUCGGCCGCUCUCGGUCCCGCUCUCGGUCCCGCUCACGGUCCCGCUCACCAGCACGCUCCCGCCGAAGCCGCUCGCGCUCCCCUGCCAGGACAUCUCGCCGCUCCUCGUCCCGCACCUCAGAGCCUCUCAAGGUGAAGCUCAAAGAGGUGCUGGAGGUGCGACUCACCCCUGUGGUAAUACCACAAGAGAACAACACCACCAGUAAACAGGAUAAAGAGGAAAAAGCCACAGAUGGCAAAGCCAAUGAGAAGCCUGAGGAAGAGCCUGAAUACAAGCCAUCCACCCGCUACAACCUGCGGCGCAGGAAGGGCCAGGGCGAUGGCCGACCUCUGGAGCUGGCAGAGGCCUUGGUGCUCCAGACUGCUCUGCAGGGGGCCAGCACGCCCACCCCGCUGGAGUUCGGAGGUCGCGUUGGAGUGGUGUUCUGGCUGCUCCUGCUGCCUGUGUUGGUGCUGGCUCUGCUUACUCUCUGUGGUCAGAAGGAUGCCAGCCUCGUCGGCCUCGCCAGUCUGCCCCUCUCGCUCUACUCCAUCCCCUCGCUCUGGGACUGGAACGUCUUCGCCAUCAUGCUCUUGUGGCUGCUCUUCCAGUCUGUCCUCUCACUGCUGCCAGUCGGAAAGGUGGUUCAAGGAAUGCCUCUGAAGAAUGGAAAAACGUUGAAAUACAGGAUUAAUGGAUUCUAUGCACUGCUGCUCAGUGCAUUGGCUGUGGGUGUAGCUAUGUAUUACGAGGUGGAUCUCACUUACAUCCACGCUCAUUUCCUGCAGUUCUACACCUCAGCCCUGCUUGUCUCCACCCUACUCAGCACCUACCUGUUCAUCCGCUCUCGCUGGGCCCCUGACCAUGAGCGCGCCCCUGCCGGCAAUUCUGGUUAUGUGAUCUAUGAUUUCUUCAUGGGCCGUGAACUCAACCCAAGAAUCAAAAACUUUGAUAUCAAGUUCUUCUGUGAAAUGCGUCCUGGCCUGAUUGGUUGGCUUGUGAUCAACUUUGCUAUGUUACUCGCUGAGAUGAAGCACCAGAGCCUAGACAGCCCUUCCUCUGCCAUGCUCCUCAUCAACGGCUUUCAGCUGCUGUGGGUUGCUGAUGGGCUUUGGCACGAGGAAAAACUUCUGACCAUGAUGGACAUUGUGUAUGAUGGGUUUGGGUUUAUGCUGGCAUUUGGAGAUCUGGCCUGGGUUCCUUUUACUUUCACUUGUCAGUCGUAUUAUCUUGUCAAUCAUCCCAGUGACCUCUCUGUGUUCUGGAUUGUUGCCAUCAUCUUACUGAAUGCUAUUGGUUACUACAUUUUCCGGAAAGCUAACUCCGAGAAGUUUGCCUUCAGAAGAAAUCCUUAUGAUCCUGCCUUGUCUCAUCUGAAAACGAUUCCAACUGCUACGGGAAAGAGUCUCAUUGUGUCUGGCCUGUGGGGACUUGUGCGUCAUCCGAACUACCUUGGUGACAUCAUCAUGGCCCUAGCCUGGUCCCUGUCAUGUGGUUUCAGUCAUGUGAUUCCUUAUUUCUACCUGGUCUACCUGCUGGUGCUGCUGGUGCACCGCGAGGCCCGUGACGAACACCAGUGCAGGAGCAAGUACGGCUCAGCCUGGGAGGAGUACUGCCGCGCCGUGCGCUACCGCAUCUUCCCUGGCCUGUACUGACAGACCCGAUACACACACACACACACACACGCACCCACACACCCUGGGCCGCAAGCAUGCUCCGUGGGAGAACUGUCAAAAACAAACCAAUCUGGCCAGUCUAAUGUACAGAAAAAAAAACAAGGACAGAAAGCUGCUGUCAUUGAGCAGCUUGGCAGCUAUUCGCAUCCAAGAAGUUGUUUUUUAAGAAUUUAUUUUUUUUUUUUAAUUUAUGCAUGUUAAAUUAAAAAAAAAAAAUCUUUUAAUUUAUGCAUGUUAGUUUCAGAUGUGGCCCCAUACCUAAGCUCUCCUGUGUAUAUUAAUGUACAUACAUGUUUUUCUACUUAAAUAUUUUCUGCAUUUGCAUAGAAUAAAUUCUCUUGAAGCCUUUUAUUUUUACCAUAUUUGAAGAAUAAUUGCUUUGCUUUUAUUUUAAUAGUGCUGGUAUAAUGCUUUUGUAUAUGUUGUAUGAUGGAAUAUAAAUGCACCUGUUUGUUUUUGUGUAGUAAGAACAAGCAUCUAUUCUCAGGACCAGUGCUUUGAAAAGAUUUAAAAAAACUGCCUUUUUCUCAUUUUUGUAUAUAGUUUUAAUGCGAAUUGGAGGGAAAAGUCCAUCUUUGCAAUUACAUGCCCUAUGGUAGGCAUCUUUUUCAUAACCAAAAUUAUGAAAUUGGGCUUUGCUACCUCAGGUUUGUCAGUUUAUUUUGUCUUUGGGGCGGGGCUCUCACUGUUUUUCAGAUGGUGAAGGAGAGUAAUUCAAAUGUUUUCAAAGCUAUAAGUACCAUUUUCAAGCAAUAACUCAUGUCUUUAAUCCUUGCUUUUUGCAGACCUGGUUGUAAUGUAUAUGAUGCACAACUGCAUAGUUUAUACAAUUGUUUUCAGUGGUGUCUUCACUGUUCAAGGGUUUAUAUAUUUGACAGCUUUUAAGAGGAACCUGCAACUUAAACCACAAUUAAGUGAUAUCUAAUUCACUUAAUAGUGUUUCCUUCUAAGCUAAUGAUCAGUGUAGAUAUGACCUUAAGACUUACCUGGCUGAAGUGUUCCGUUUUUCAUAAACAAUUCAAGAAGCUGUAAAUGUAAUUUUACAGUGAGGGGAGAUGACUGAAAUACUAUAACAUACGCUUACUUACGAAAUGUAUGCAUAGCUACCAGAACCAAGAACAACUGUGGUAUACAGGCAAAACUGCAUUGUAAAAAAAGUGAUUUGCAAAAAAAUAAAAGUUUUUUUUUUUUUU
Electrophorus electricus (electric eel) is the source of this 3171-nucleotide messenger RNA. It is a transcript of the gene lbr, whose product is annotated as lamin B receptor. Gene Ontology annotation, biological process: cholesterol biosynthetic process. Gene Ontology annotation, molecular function: Delta14-sterol reductase activity. The record is from RefSeq and is a predicted model, not a curated record. Gene Ontology annotation, cellular component: nuclear inner membrane. NCBI's taxonomy places the organism in Eukaryota, Metazoa, Chordata, Actinopteri, Gymnotiformes, Gymnotidae.